This is a messenger RNA of Psilocybe cubensis, 2094 nucleotides long. RefSeq lists its product as uncharacterized. Bases 1 to 2094 code for a protein of 697 amino acids. Lineage: Eukaryota; Fungi; Basidiomycota; Agaricomycetes; Agaricales; Agrocybaceae. The transcript has 18 exons. The record is from RefSeq and is a predicted model, not a curated record.
AUGACUAUUCGUUCAGCGGAAACAAAAAAUCUGCUCGCGGAACUGUCCAAAGAUUUGGCUUCAUCCAAUCAAGUCAAUGAUAUGCUUCGGGACAAAUUGCACCACAUGGGGUCACAAAUAUGUGAAGCUCAAGAGCGCAUCAAGGAGUUGGAAGAAGAAAAACGUGGGGCGUUAAAGGAUAUCGUUGCCGCACAGCACGAGGAACGACGUCAUUUCGAAAAGCUGAUGGUUGUUGAGGAAUCGCUAGCUCAGCUAUCCCAGAAAUUAGCUGUCCGUGAAAAGGAGACUAUUGAUGCACUUGCCAGCUCGACUUCCUUCCAGACAAAAUUAGAGUCGUCAAUGUUGUUGGUGGAAAAUACUCAAAAAGCACGAGAGUCGCUGGAGUUGGAGCUACAUACGUUGCGUUCUGAGAGGGAUACGCUUGCUUCAAAUCUCUUAGACCUUCAAAACACGAUCAGCAUACGGGAAAAAGACCUUGCAACCGCUAAAGUGGAACUGACUGCGCUUGCCGAAUCGAAGGCCGAACUACGAGCACUGCUUGCUGAAUCGAAGAAAGAUCUAUCAGAGAAGAUCGUUGAACUGCAAAACAGAGAUCCAAACAUCGACCUACAAAAUCAGAUUUGUUCAUUGCAGACCGAAGUACAGCUUCUGCAAACGACCUUACGCGAGCUCCGAGGCACAGAAACCGUUUUGCAAAAGAAUAUCACUGAAGCUGAAAAGGCUAAUGCACAACUGCUCGAACGCAAUCAGCAAUUACAAGAAUCUCUUCGGAAGUCACAGCUCGAAUCAGAUGCUCGAGUGCCCCUGGAGUUAAUGAACGAGAAAACUAAUAUUCUGAACAACCAAGUUUCGGCUUUGAAACAGGAGAUAAAGGAGCUAACACUAGAAGUGCGAGAUCACGAGAAGGCGAAAUCUGAACUUGUUUAUCGGAACCGAACUCUGCAAGAAUCGCUUGAAAGAUCGACCUCCGAGUUUACCGGGGUGAAGGAGAUCCAUACCAAGUUGACUGCAGAAACAAACGAGUUGAAGGAGCGCCUGAAUGUCCAGAGUGGGGAGUUAUUCCGAUGUAAGCAAGAAUGUGCGAUCGCGAAGGAACGUCAAAUAUCACUGGAGAAGCAAUUAUCUUUGACAGAGUCCUCUUUGAAGCAAAUGGAGAGCGGGCGUGAUUCAGUCGUCAAUGCAUUAGAAACCCGCGUUGAAGAUUUGAAAGUCAAACUUGAUCAAGUUACAGCGGAACUUAUGGAUCGGACUAGAGAGCUGGCUGCCCAAUCGGAAUCGUUGAGCGGAACUGAGGCGAGGCACCAAUUAGAAACUGAUCGAAUGAUAGAGGAUUUGGAGCAAAGGAUUUUGCAGCACGUUAAAUCGGCCAAUGAAAUUGUGUCUAGGUAUAGGGACGGGAAUUUGACCGAUGUGGAGAAGGAGUUGGUGGGUGUAGUCUUACGCCAAGCAGAACAUAUACACGCCGAAGAGGUUGUCAAGAAAGAUAACGAGUUACACAGGCGGCAGCGGGUGGUAGAAGACCUCAAAAUAAAGAUAGCUGAAUCGCAAAAGACGAUUGCACGACUCCUCAAAGAAAAGGCAAAAGAAUUGCCGCCUGAUUCGGGCAACAAGUCAAUUUUUGGUUUCAAAGCUUGGGUUUCUUCUAGCCCUGCAGAUGCACAUGAUGCCGCUAAAGGAGACAAAAAUGGUCGCGACCAUGGGAAAAUGCCUUCGCCAGUCGCUCCUUCUCCCACGUCCAAUCCUAUUCCGCUCCCUCAGAAUCCCGUGCCUACUAGCCACCAUACGGCCCCAAGUGUCAACGCACGACAUGUCAAUGUGGACUCCGAGGAUGACACUCCUCUUUCUGAGUUGAGCUCUAUCUCACAAGAUUCGGCGCCCGCUAUGGCAUCCGGUCAAAAACGUAUCCAUUCACGGCCACCUUCGGCAUUGGAUGAACCGAACCCAGCGAAGAGGCGCACGGCGAGUAAGAUUACAAUUGCGCCUUCCAAACCCGCACUUGGUCAAUCAGCCGCCACUACAUCCACGAACAACAAGAAGGCACCUGCUCUGGAUACUAGUAUCAGUACCAAAUCAAAGGCAAAGAAAAGGAAGUAA